ACCACCACCGUCAUCUCCUCCUCCAAAUUCCGUUAACGUUGAAGAUAUAUGAACAUAGUUAUACAUAUAUAUAGAUACAAAUUCAUAUAUUUAUAGAUGAGGUGUAAGAAGCACGCAACCGAUCUCAGUACUGUCGUCGGCGUCUGCGCUUCUUGCCUCCGGGAACGCCUCCUCAGGCUAAUCGCUGCUCAGGAACAAGCCGAGGCUCAAUUACUGGCCAAUAAGCACGGUAAUUCGGACACAAAUCCGGCGUUCCCGCGUUCUGUUUCACCGUACAUCACUCGCCGGAAAUCCGAUAACUCGGUGGCUCCUGAUGCAGCUGUACCACGGCCGUACAACAAGCCUCGCCUUCAUCAUAGCCUAUCGGAUCAAAGAUUCUAUAACUCGCCGCAGAUAGCGCUUAGUACCGGAGGUUGCAUCGGAAAUACUUCUUCGAACAGGAAGAAACCGAGUUUAAUUAGGUUCUCUUCAUUUUCGAACUUGUUCAGAUCUAAUAAUGGAAACGGAGAUGCUGAUUCGAGUUCUAGGGAACCGUGCGGUGCUGCUGGUCAACCGACGUCCGUGACGUCAUCUCCGGCGUGGUUUUCAAACGUUCUUCCAGGUGGUGGCAGUAAUCAGAAGAAGAAGAGCUCUGAUGUCGACGAAUCUUCAACAAUCGCAGCUACCGGCGUCGUGCGGAAGCAGCGGUGCUAUCGAAAUCGUGGAAUGUCGCCUGUGCGAUCUUUUGACGACGGUGGAGAAGAUGAAUUCAGCGAUGGAUCAAGCGAAUACGAAUCCGUAGAAUCAUGUAAACAGACGCCGCGGAAGACUCCUUCUCAUCCUACGAUCCGUCGGGGCAGCGGUCAUCGGAGUGUUUCUGAAAUGAUUUUCUGUUUGAGUCCGUUAGUGCGUGCAAGUCCUAACCGAUUAUGGAACCACAAAGGAAAACCACCGGUUGACGGCGGCGAUGGCAGAGCUCCGGUGGUGCCUCACCUCUCCAACGCCAAGUCGUUUUGUGCCAACAGAUCACGGAAGCUUGCCGAUUUCGGGAGGUCUGAUCCAAACCGUUGAUUUUCUUGACCGUUAACAUUGACCAAGUCACGGAUCAUAUUGACCGCACUUAAAAUUGCCAAUCUGCCCUUAUCUUUCCGUAUUUUUUGUUUUAUCUUUAUAGAUUUUUAAUUUUCUGUGAAUAUUAUUUCUGAAUGAAUUACAAGUAUACCCUCCGCCUGC
Molecule: messenger RNA, 1212 nt
Organism: Cynara cardunculus var. scolymus (artichoke)
Lineage: Eukaryota; Viridiplantae; Streptophyta; Magnoliopsida; Asterales; Asteraceae
Exons: 1
Coding region: 97-1050 (317 amino acids)
Source: RefSeq, a predicted model, not a curated record